Messenger RNA from Bombyx mandarina (wild silkworm), 876 nucleotides. It is a transcript of the gene PDCD-5, whose product is annotated as programmed cell death 5. The record is from RefSeq and is a predicted model, not a curated record. Gene Ontology annotation, molecular function: DNA binding. NCBI's taxonomy places the organism in Eukaryota, Metazoa, Arthropoda, Insecta, Lepidoptera, Bombycidae. Gene Ontology annotation, cellular component: cytosol; nucleus.
CUACAAGGUACUUAAGUACAACUUUCGUAAAAUAUUAACUGAUUUGUUGUGAAUUGUGACCCAGAGAAAACGAUAAAUUGCUUUAAAAUGGAUGAUCCGGAAUUAGAUCAAAUUAGACAGCAACGUCUAGCUCAAUUACAGGCGCAGCAAGGGGGAACAGGUGACCCGAGCAAUGCCAAAGCACAACAAGAAAAAAUGCAAGCAAUGGAACAAGCUAAACACACUAUAUUGAGUCAAGCGCUAAGCCAAGAUGCCCGAGCCAGAUUGAACACAAUCAAACUGGGUAGACCAGAGAAAGCUGCCAUGAUUGAAAACAUGAUCUGUCGAAUGGCCCAAAUGGGUCAGAUUCAAUGUAAAAUAACUGAACCUGAUUUAAUACAAAUUUUGGAAUCCUUUAAUCAACAAAUGCCCAAAUCUCAGAGCACCGUUAAGUUUGACAGAAGAAGGGCUGCAUUGGACUCGGAUGAUGAAGAUUUGUAAAUGACUGUUAGUGUAAGUUCUAUAUAAGCUGUUUAAAUAUAAUUAUAAAUAUCCUUCAUGUUUUUGGUUAAAGUAUCAAUAAAUAACACAUUAAAAUGUAGCUUAACCAUCUUAAUCAUUAUUCAUGUCAAUUAAUAUUGAAGGAAAGUCUUACUUUUUUAAUACAGUAGCUAUUUUUGUUAUAUCAUUGAAGUUUAAAACUGAACUGAUUUUGAAAACUGCUCCAAUUUUAGGCACAUAGAAAAGUAUAUUUGUAAACGCAGUCAAAUGAAAUGAUAUUUUACAGUUCAAACCUUUUUAUCAACCUGCCUACUCAACUAGUGGAUACUAAAAAACUAAAUUAUGUUUUUUAUUUUAUGCUAAAUACCUUCUCAAUAAAAAUUAACUAUAUUUGAA